This is a messenger RNA of Leptomonas pyrrhocoris, 2585 nucleotides long. RefSeq lists its product as hypothetical. The record is from RefSeq and is a predicted model, not a curated record. Bases 225 to 2585 code for a protein of 786 amino acids. NCBI's taxonomy places the organism in Eukaryota, Euglenozoa, Kinetoplastea, Trypanosomatida, Trypanosomatidae. The transcript has a single exon.
AGAAGGACUGCGAGUCAAGAGCAACUAGCGAAGUUCUCGUGCGUGUUUUUGUGGGUAGUAUUAUUUUUUGUACUAGCGCACUUCUAUCGCCUUCACGCACACGACCUCGUGCACCCUCCGUACUGCGUAGCCGCCACCAAGGCACUGCAAACAGAAAGGUAGGUCGCUGAGCCGCGCAUCUCCGCAUAAAGGCUGCGUCAAACCCCGCCUGGAUAGGAGCAUGCAUGAAGUCCCACGGCUGCACUGACGACAGCGAAUCCUACGCCUCUCCUCUUAUCGCGCUGGUAGUGAAGCACGCUUCUCCUUUCAACGAAGAGCUUAACUGCGCCGACGCCGAGCACCACACCACCCGUCGCACGCAUCGAGUGGAGCACUCACACACGGGGCCAAAGAAAGGCAAGAUCAUACGUGUCCACCCUGUGAGAGGCGACGCCUCAUCGUCGCUCUCAUCGUCCCCCAACGACAACGGCAGCAUCGCCGGCAUCAUUCGCAGCGGUACGGCGGCAGUGGCCGUGCCGAUUCCGGCGUAUCUUCGAUCAUCCAGUAACCGCGACGGUGGCUCGCCUGCACUGUCUCUCGUCACGGAGGAUGCGCUGGGGGGUGUGCUAGACCGCCAGCAACCCUUCGCGUCCAACGCGAUGACCUCGAAUAGCGGCGGCGGUGAUGGUCGUUUUGGCGGGGCGACGUGGAAGGCCGCUUCACCCGCGUCUCCACCACCCUCGGAGUCGUACCAAACGGUGUCUUUCUCCCCCGCGCCGCUGCAGCCCAGCACGAUGGGGUACGCACGUGAUGGCUACCCGCCCGUCAUCUCCUCGCUGCCGCGUGCAUCUUCGCAGGGCCGCCUGCCGGAGGUGCAGCCGACGCUGCGAGGCAUCGCCACGGAGGCGCACCCCGCUGUGCCGUGCAACACACACCGAGUCCAGAUGAAACCGACCGGGCCGCCAGUGAACGUCACAGUGAUGGGGGCGGGUAGUAGCAGUAACGACAAUAGCAGUAGCGGUGUGAACGGCAGAAGUGGCAGUGCUAUGGCCUCCGCCGCGCACGGACUACCUCACCAAGUGAGCGGCCGAAUAGGGGGAAACGUGGCUGGUGUACCAAUGAACGGUGGGGUAGCAGGUCUGCAGAACGCGCGCUACCAUCAGCCUUCUUAUCCCUACAUGAUGUCCGGUGGGAUGAAUGGUGUUGCUGGUAGUGGUGGUGGUGGCGGCGUCUGUAGCAGCCAUCCGCCCGCGAUGCACAUGAUGGGCGGUCCCCCAUCGUAUUGUCUGCGUGCGGGGUGCGGCUACCCGAGCAUGCUGCCCGCCACCUCGUCUUUCCGCCCAGGCGCUAUGAUGGGCAACCCUCCCACAGACGGCCCAGGAGCGAUGAACUAUAGCGACAGAAGCAACACCACCAACGCGAACACCAACAGCUGCAGCAAUAGUAGGAUCGAUGGUGGUGGUUAUUGCGGUGGGCUGCCUUUCAUGCCUCCAGCCAAUGUCUUCUACCCUGACACGACCUCGCAGGGGCAGAACGGAUCGUACCGGCAGGGCGGGGGCGUCUACGGGAGUAUGCGAGGUGCACUUACACUGAACCACCAUUGCAUGGCUCCGAUGGUCGGGCAGCCAUCCUUUCUGCAGACAUACAACCUCUCUCCUCCUCCGAUUGCACUGGGGGGACCAAACAGUGGGCUUACACCGCAGUCAAAUGCCAACAUCAGCAACAACCAUCGCACGCAGCCGUCUUACGAGUCGCAGCAUCAGUCGCAGAAUCAGCGUGUCCCUUACGGCGGUGACGGCAACUCCUUCACACGGAACGACACCAACGAUUCGCUGAGUCUCCCGGAGAUCCGCCCGGCUUCACGGAAGUUGACGCAAGAAUCUUCGCAGAAGAGAAGCGAGCAGCAGCAGCAGCAGCAGCAGCGGCGCACGUCGAGCAGGUUCGCCUCGCCGAGGUCUACGACGAGCCAGAAGCCCCUCUUCACUUCUGAGGAGCGCGUCCAGCACGACCGCAGACUGUCAAGUCAACGGGGGAGCGCCGUCAAUUCGUCCCUCCCACGACUGCUCUCGCACCGCUCUGGCAGAACGUUCGACUCGCAAAGGAGAAGCUCCGCUGAGAGUGCGUCGUGCAGCUGCACGAGCUCGGCGGGUGCCGCUUCCUCUUUCCAUCCAAGUAUUUUUAAGCGCUUAGCGGUUCAUUGCACCUGCAUUGGGCGAGAAGCAGCAAAUGGGCUCACGAAAGGUCAUUACGGGGAGAAGCGUGCGAGCAGACCGCGUCUUGGACAGUAUGCUUGCUUGCGCUAUUCAUCUGUGUCGUCUAUCGCGUUGACUAACGACUCCUCCGCGCCUUCCUCCUCUUUCUUUGAGAGACGUGAUAGUGCUAACGAAGGUGAGCGUCUGUUCACCAGAUCGGAUGACUCGAGCAACACAAGCAGCAGUGAGGGGAUUAGCAGGCGUCCCUCUCCGUCUUCGAUGUACAGCAGUUCGAUGCGUAAUUCGUACGGCGGCGAUUCCAGCAGCAGGUCCAUCGCGCAGCGUCGCCGCAUCUACGUGAAGUCGCUGGAUGCGAAUGUCAUCAAGCGCACUCUUCAAGCACGUCAAACGUGA